AGCGGCCGAGGCCGGACGACGCGGCCAGGAGUGCGGAGCCGCGAGCAGCCCUGGGUAACGGCCGUGGCGAUCGCCCGGACGGCGCCAGUCCCGCCGGCGGGCUUUCCUGUCGCCGUUCGCUGCGUUGCCGGCUUCUCGGUGAAUAUUUGGAUGAAGCCAUUAAAUUAAUUGUUUGCCAUCAUGAGCAGAAGCAAGCGUGACAGCAAUUUUUAUAGUGUAGAGAUUGGAGACUCUACGUUUACAGUCUUGAAACGGUAUCAGAAUUUGAAACCUAUAGGCUCAGGAGCUCAAGGAAUAGUAUGUGCAGCUUAUGAUGCCAUUCUUGAAAGAAAUGUUGCAAUCAAGAAGCUAAGCCGGCCAUUUCAGAAUCAGACUCAUGCUAAACGGGCUUACAGAGAGCUAGUUCUUAUGAAAUGUGUUAAUCACAAAAAUAUAAUUGGCCUUUUGAAUGUUUUCACACCACAGAAAUCCCUAGAAGAAUUUCAAGAUGUUUACAUAGUCAUGGAGCUCAUGGAUGCGAAUCUUUGCCAAGUGAUUCAGAUGGAACUAGAUCAUGAAAGAAUGUCCUACCUUCUCUAUCAGAUGCUGUGUGGAAUCAAGCACCUUCACUCUGCUGGAAUUAUUCAUCGGGACCUAAAGCCCAGUAAUAUAGUGGUAAAAUCAGACUGCACUUUGAAGAUUCUUGACUUUGGACUGGCCAGGACUGCAGGAACUAGUUUUAUGAUGACACCUUACGUAGUGACUCGCUACUACAGAGCACCUGAGGUCAUCCUAGGGAUGGGCUACAAAGAAAACGUUGACAUUUGGUCAGUUGGGUGCAUCAUGGGAGAAAUGAUCAAAGGUGGUGUUUUGUUCCCAGGUACAGAUCAUAUUGAUCAGUGGAAUAAAGUUAUUGAACAGCUUGGAACACCAUGCCCUGAAUUCAUGAAGAAACUACAGCCAACAGUAAGGACUUAUGUUGAAAACAGACCUAAAUAUGCUGGAUAUAGCUUUGAGAAACUCUUCCCCGAUGUACUUUUCCCAGCUGACUCGGAACACAACAAACUUAAAGCCAGUCAGGCAAGGGAUUUGUUAUCCAAAAUGCUGGUAAUUGAUGCAUCUAAAAGGAUCUCUGUAGAUGAAGCUCUCCAGCACCCGUAUAUCAAUGUUUGGUAUGAUCCUUCUGAGGCAGAAGCUCCACCACCAAAGAUACCUGACAAGCAGUUAGAUGAAAGGGAACAUACAAUAGAAGAAUGGAAAGAGUUGAUAUACAAAGAAGUUAUGGACUUGGAGGAGAGAACCAAGAAUGGAGUUAUAAGGGGGCAGCCCUCUCCUUUAGGUGCAGCAGUGAUCAAUGGCUCUCAGCAUCCAUCGUCGUCAUCGUCUGUCAAUGAUGUGUCUUCAAUGUCAACAGAUCCGACUUUGGCCUCAGACACAGACAGCAGUCUAGAAGCAUCAGCCGGACCUCUGGGCUGCUGUAGAUGACUACUUGGGCCUC
Molecule: messenger RNA, 1477 nt
Organism: Callorhinus ursinus (northern fur seal)
Lineage: Eukaryota; Metazoa; Chordata; Mammalia; Carnivora; Otariidae
Gene: MAPK8
Product: mitogen-activated protein kinase 8
Biological process (GO): protein phosphorylation
Molecular function (GO): MAP kinase activity; ATP binding
Source: RefSeq, a predicted model, not a curated record